Erinaceus europaeus (western European hedgehog) is the source of this 4815-nucleotide messenger RNA. RefSeq names its product SPARC (osteonectin), cwcv and kazal like domains proteoglycan 3 (gene SPOCK3). Bases 127 to 1428 code for a protein of 433 amino acids. The record is from RefSeq and is a predicted model, not a curated record. The transcript has 11 exons. Gene Ontology annotation, molecular function: protein binding; calcium ion binding. Lineage: Eukaryota; Metazoa; Chordata; Mammalia; Eulipotyphla; Erinaceidae.
GCGGCGCGGGGAGCUGAGUGGACCGCUCGAGACGGCGGCGCGUGCAGCAGCUCCUGAAAGCACAGAGCUGGCAGAGCAGGGCUGCAUCUUCCAGCAGAAGCUGCGAGCACAGUGAGGGCUCACAAGAUGCUCAAGGUGUCCGCCGUAUUGUGUGUGUGUGCAGCCGCUUGGUGCAGUCAGGCUCUCGCAGCGGCCGCCGCGGUGGUUGCGGCCGGGGGGCGGUCAGACGGCGGUAAUUUUCUGGAUGAUAAACAAUGGCUCACCACGAUCUCGCAGUAUGACAAGGAAGUUGGACAGUGGAACAAAUUCCGAGACGAUGAUUAUUUUCGCACUUGGAAUCCAGGAAAGGCCUUCGAUCAGGCUUUAGAUCCAGCUAAAGAUCCAUGCUUAAAGAUGAAAUGUAGUCGCCAUAAAGUAUGCAUCGCUCAAGAUUCUCACACAGCUGUCUGUGUUAGUCACCGGAGGCUUGCACACAGUAUGAAAGACACAGGAGUUGGCCAUAAACAUUGGAGGAGUCCUCUGUCAUCUAACUGCAAACCGUGCCCCAUGGUCCACACCAGCCCUGUUUGUGGUUCCGAUGGUCACACUUACUCUUCCCAGUGCAAACUAGAGUAUCAAGCAUGUGUCUUAAGGAAACAGAUCUCAGUCAAAUGUGAAGGACAUUGCCCCUGCCCUUCUGAAAUAUCUACAAGUACAAGCAGAAUUGAUAAAAGAACAUGUAGUGACCUGGAGUUCAGAGAAGUGGCAAACAGACUGCGGGACUGGUUCAAGGCCCUUCAUGAAAGUGGGAGCCAAAACAAGAAAACAAAGCCAUUACUGAGGCCUGAGAGAAGCAGAUUUGAUACAAGCAUUUUACCAAUUUGUAAGGAUUCACUUGGCUGGAUGUUUAACAGACUUGAUACAAACUAUGACCUGCUACUGGACCAGUCAGAGCUGGGGAGCAUUUACCUUGAUAAGAAUGAACAGUGUACCAAGGCAUUCUUCAACUCUUGUGACACAUACAAGGACAGUUUGAUAUCUAACAAUGAAUGGUGUUAUUGCUUCCAGAGACAGCAAGACCCACCUUGCCAGACGGAGUUCAGCAAUAUUCAGAAGCGGCAAGGGGUAAAGAAGCUCCUAGGACAGUACCUUCCCCUUUGUGAUGAAGAUGGUUACUACAAGCCAACACAAUGCCAUGGCAGUCUUGGGCAGUGUUGGUGCGUUGACAGAUAUGGAAAUGAACUCAUGGGAUCCAGAACAACUGGUGUUGCAGAUUGCGCUAUUGAUUUUGAGAUCUCAGGAGAUUUUGCAAGUGGAGAUUUUCAUGAAUGGACUGAUGAUGAGGAUGAUGAAGAUGAUAUUAUGAAUGAUGAAGAUGAAAUGGAAGAUGACGAUGAAGAUGAAGGGGAUGAUGAUGAUGGUGGUGAUGACCAUGAUGGAUACAUUUGAUUGCUCACAGCAAAGAAAUAAAUUCUGCAUUCUAUUACUUGCAAAGUUAUAACCUAUUGAGAAUUAUCUUCUUACCCUAAAAGAAAAUCAUUCUGAAACUCACAUAUUUUAUACAAUUAACUAUUUCAACUAAAGUAAUAGAAUAUUGUGUUUAAGUAAGAAUCACUUAGUUUGAGAGUUUAUAUGCCUUAGAGAGAAAGGAAACAUGUGUGGAAUCCAGUUAGACUGAAGAAAGUUAUAAGUAGCUACUGAUAUGAACAACUUUACAUAAGAACAAACAACAUAAAUCUCGCACAGACCUGUGCUUCAAGUAAAAUGUGUCAUUUUCUAACUGAUAUUUAAGUUUCAUUUACAGUAAUUUCUUCAUAAUCCAGGUACCAGGAAUUUUAUAAACAUAUGCAUGCCUUAAUUACAAUUACAAACAAGUAUCUUCCCAGAGAAUGAGUUCAAGCUGAAAUGAAAGUACAUACCACAAGGUAAGAAAAAAGUGAAAAUUGUAAACUCUACAUUAUAUUUAUAUUAAAAAUAAAGUUUUUGGCUGUGAAAUUAUCCUGUAUCUGAUAAAAUAUUUUUAAAAUGGGAAGUGUGGAAAAACCAUAGAUUCUGAAACCUAAAAACUGAGUUGUCCUUUCUAAAUUUUUAUUUUACUUUAGAUGACAGUUUUAAUUGGAUUUUUUUUAUAAACUUAAAACAGCAUGAUUUCUUUACCUUCUGUAUUUUUGUUAUUUUCUGACCAGCAAGUUAGGGUGCAAAAUUUCAAGUAGGAAGACAGAAUGAAAGAUUUCACAAGUAGUUGGUCAUUCACACUAAUGUAAAAUUUAAAAAUCUUAGUUCUUAUUUUAAACAGUACUUUGCAUUCAACAUUACAUUGUCAUUUUUGUCACUAGUAUUGUCACUUAGAGAACAUAUUGUAUGGUUCCUUGCAGUAUAGAAAAUAGAAAAGUUUAGCAUGCAUACCGAUAUAGGAUAUUAAGCAUAUAUAAGCACACCUAAUGAAUAAAUUAAUACCAGUAAGGGUAUUGCUGCUGGAAUGAUGAAAAUGGAAUAUGUUUUUUCUUUGUAUCUAUUGUUACAUAAUUGCCAUGUGAAGUGGUUUAUAGUUAUUGUGUAGAGUAGCAUUUGAAUUUAACUGUAACAAAAUUAUGUUAAUUGCUGUAUUUAUGUUAGCAUGUUAAUUAAUUGAGUAGCCUUUUUGGAACAACAUUGCUUUUAAGUAUAUCAGGCCUAUGGUUUUGUGCCCAUAAUAAAAAUGAUAAAAUCUGUUGAAUGUUACACAUUGAUAUUGUAAUUUAAAUAGUGUAUUUACUGGCUUCCCAACAUUUAAUCGAAUAUUAAAUUGGUGGAUCAUUCCCAUUUGUUUUAUACACUCUAUAAAAGAAUUUUAUCAAUGAUUAUAUGUAGUAUUUAAAGUAUAAUGCUUUUUCUUUUUACUGUCUAUGUAUAGUUUACAAAUAAAGAGUCUUGUAACCACAAACUGUUAUUUAAUAAUUAUCUGGAAAAUAUAUAUUAGCACUAAAUAUUCCUAAUCUAUCCUUUUAAUUUAUAAAAGUAAGUGUAUCACACAAUUAAAGAGGUUACACACCAGUGGAGCAAGUGUGAGGUUCUAAGUUUUAUCCCUAACUGCAUGUAUACGUAAGAGAGAUAAUCUAGUUCUCUCUCGCUCUCAUUCAAAUUAGUGAGGAAAGUUUUGCAAAAUUUUGAAAUCAAAGCUCUUGGCACCUUGAGUAUCAGUUUUCUAAAUAUGUUAAAAUGAUUUUUUGUUUUGAUGUUUUAGCUCUUCAUUUGUCAGAAAUUACAAAGGUAAUUUUCUUGGAUGGAUAUUUUAAGCCCAUUUUUGUUGCAUCAUAGUACAUUUAUCUAUAUGCAACAUUUCUAAAGAAACAUUUUUGAAGAGUCAUAGAAUAACCUUGUAUAUGAAAAAUACAUUGGAAUCAUAAUGUACAACUUGUUAAUAGGCUGAAAAAAAGAUAGAAAACCACUAAGGUUUAUCCACUAAAAUUUAUAUAGAGAUGUACCAUUGAAAUUAAAGUAAUCAAUAUAGUGGUCUUAAAUUAAACUGUAUUUAAAGAAAUGUUCACUAAUGGAACAGAUUGAGUACUUUAUUCUAUGUAUAAAUAUUUGCAUAUUAACAUUUUAUAUUAAAGAAAAUGUAAAUGUAACUAUCUUAAAUAUUAAUCCAUACAGCCUGUUCAUAGCAUAUUCAUAAUGAGUUUAUAGAGUUUCAUAAAUAAUUUUCUUUGAAGCAAACACCUCAAUGGUACAUUUUAGACAAAAUAAAUAAUAUCUUGGCUGUAUAUAGUAGGUCAGUUGGGGCCCAGUCCUUGAUAUAUUUUGUGAGAUGUUGGAUAAGUGAGAGAAAAUUAAAGAAACUAAAGCAAGCCAAAUAGAAACAUCACUGUCAAUGUGUUUCUUGUAGUACAUAAAAGCAUUUGUGCACACAUGCACACACACAUACUAAGAUCAAUGUCUAUAACAAUUUUAAAUAGGUCAGUUCACAUUUAUUUGUAGACUAUUCAUCUUGAAUGAAAUAUGCUAUCAUAGUUCACAUCAUAUAUUCUCAAAUGCAGAAAAGGAACACUUCUAAAAUAUCUACAUAGGCAUAAAUAUGCAAAUAAAUGAAAAUGUCAUUCCUGUGUUGUUUUAUUUCAACAAUAUUUUAAACUUACAAUAUUGUCUUAAGUCACUGCACAUUCUAUCAACACCAACUGGUAUUGGCGUUAAUAUAGUUUAAAAAAUAAAAGUAAGGUAUUUCAUUCAAUGUGGCAUAUAUUUUCACAGGAAAUAAUGACAAUUUUUAUUUCCAUAACUCAAAAUAUUUCAUUAUUUCUAAUUUCACUUCAUGAAACUUUUAUCAGUGGUUGAUUCAACAAGUGUUUCAGAGAACAUUUUAGCAUUUGCUAAGUACAAUAAUGUGUAUUAUCUCUCCUGGGGUAAAGCAGUUAGAAUAGUUUUUUGGAGUAAUCACUAUAUCUUCCUUGAUUGUAUAUGAAUUUCUACCAUUUUUGUGCUACGUAAUGUCUCUUUUACUUAUUUGAUAUGUUCCUCAAUAAAAAUUUUACCUAGAAAAUAAAUACAUUGUGAAAUGACUUAAAUUAAAAAUGACAAAUUAUAAGCGAACAUAUGAAUAAAAUAUCUUCUGUCAGUGUAACUCAUAGUAUUCAUGUUCAAACUUUUUGCAAUCUUGGGAAUUUAAUUUAUUUUUAUUGAUCAAGCAACCUAUAGUUUUUGAACCACAUAUACACCUGUGUUUGAGCUCUAAGUGUCUCAUCUUUCUCAACAAUCAACCAUAGCUUAAUAUACUUUCCCAAGAGGAUUGAUGUAAGUGAAAUAUUAUAUACUAACAUAGGAACUUUGUGUAUGUCAAAUAAAGGUAUCUAUUAAAUGUUA